This is a messenger RNA of Brassica rapa (field mustard), 7083 nucleotides long. RefSeq names its product probable small nuclear ribonucleoprotein F. Gene Ontology annotation, biological process: mRNA splicing, via spliceosome; spliceosomal snRNP assembly. The record is from RefSeq and is a predicted model, not a curated record. Gene Ontology annotation, molecular function: RNA binding. Gene Ontology annotation, cellular component: pICln-Sm protein complex; catalytic step 2 spliceosome; U1 snRNP. Lineage: Eukaryota; Viridiplantae; Streptophyta; Magnoliopsida; Brassicales; Brassicaceae.
UUAAUAAUCAUUCAAAUAAUUUUACACUAAAUAUAUUUGUAAGUUUUUAGCGAUUUGUACUUCCUCCCACUCUUCGAUUCGUCUCUUCGUUCCAUCACUCAUGGCUACCAUAUAUACCAGUAAACCCGAAGCCGUUCUUGAACAACUUAACCGGAAAGACGGUUAUCGUCAAGCUCAAAUGGGGAAUGGAAUACAAAGGUUUCCUCGCCUCUGUUGACUCCUACAUGAACUUGCAGCUUGGAAACACUGAAGAAUACAUUGAUGGACAAUUGACAGGAAACCUCGGAGAGAUCUUGAUCAGAUGCGACAACGUUUUGUACGUCCGAGGUGUGUCAGAAGAUGAAGAACUCGCUGAACAAGACUAGCCUGUGCCGGUGGACUUAGAAAUAUCCACCAGUCUUGUUGUAUUCUAUGAGCAUCUUAACCCAAGUUGUGAGAUUUCAGCUUUUUUAGCUGUUGUUGAAUCUCUUGAUACCUUGAUUAUAUGUGUUGCUUUCCCCUAAUUUUUCUUAAAAUUAUUUUAAUUUUGAGCAAAAGUGUCUACUGUUUUACUGGAAAUCUACACUAUAAUACAAAUAGAAUCCGCUUUUAUAAUAUGGAGGUAAAAGUUCGGGAACCUGGUAAAGCAGAAUAUUUUAGUCUGCUGAAAAAUUGUCGGGGUUUACUGUUUACCAAAGUUUAAAUAAUGAAGUUGUUGGGUGCUCGAAGAAAAGAAACUAACAGUACGUACGCUCUCCUCCCAAUUCAUUUUUUUUUCUCUGCUUGCAUGUUCCUAUACGUUGUCUUGUAUUGUCUGUUUCCAAAGCGGGCAAAGCAUAUUUCGGAAAAGAGUCGAAGGAAAGAAUCAAAACAAAACCCCAUAGACAAGAAAAAUUGAAACAAUUCUGAAACAGAAAACAAAAAAUCGAAGGAACUAAAACAUUGACCACACAUAAUAUACGUCUGCUUCUGCCAUAUAUAAGAUACGUCAAUAUAUGAUAUAUCUGUACCCUCGCAUUGAGGACACUGAACACCAUACUCUAUUGCCCACAAGUCACCUUGAAGCUUGUUCCGCAAUCCUGUAUGAUUUUUCCACCUCCCCCAAAGCUGAACAUAACCUCAGACCUUUCUCCUGUAAGAAUGAAGCUCAGCUCCAUGUAAAUUGGUCGAUGUCCAAAGUGGAUAUUUUGGCUCUGCUUGUCGUUGCCGUUCUCGAAUCAUCUCUCUCGAAGUGGCUUGUGGUUUUAUAGAUUAGGUUUUUAACGUUUGGCUAAUCAGAUUUCACCAACUCAUUUACAUAUAUACUCUCUAUUUCAUAAUAAAAUGAUGUUAUGGAUUAAAUCACAAAUAUUAAGAAAUUUUACUUUUCCUAUUAAAAAGUAUAAAUCAAAGAAUUUAACCAAUUAUUUCGAAAACUUGUCAAAUAUAAUUAGUUAAAUGAUUUUCAAUAAAAUUAAAUUCCACAGAUAUGUUAAAACAUCUUCUAUUUUGAAACAACACAAAUCUUCUAAAACAUCAAGUAUUAUACAUAUGGAAUAUCUGUUAUGUAUUGUUAAUUUUAUAAAAAGAAUAAUUUUAAAAAGUUUAAAUUUUCAGACUAUACUCUAAAGUCUAAACCAUGGAAAAUAGGACUAACAUGGGAAAGAGAAGAAAUCGAUACAUCAUCCAUAAUUAUCUUCUCAAGUAAUAACAAUAAAAUCAUCUAACAAAGUAUUAUACUUUCUAACAGCGAUAAAACAUAACUUUUUAAAAACUAACCCGUUUAUUUAUUAAAAUGUAGUUUUUCCCUUUCAAAUGCAUCAAUUAUAUAUUUCCAAACACAUACCAAUAUAAAUUUCUUCAAUCUAACCCUUAAACCUUCUUUUUUUUUGUUGCUAAGACUCUAAAUUUCAUUAAAAUGAAGAAGUAAAGUUUUAGAAAAUAAAACAAUAGCGAGCUUGUUGAUCUGACAAAAAAAAAACAGAAGAGCAAAACUUUUAGCCAUCAAGUCUUAGAGAAUUGUGUGAUAAAUCAAUUGAUCCAACUUAUUGAUUAUCUCUUCAACCCACCUAUUUCAUCAAUUAUUUCUCGUUGACCAUUGAAAUAAUAUUGAUGCAUUGGUAAUACAUGCUUCUCUUGUUCACUUUCUUCAACUUCACAAAGCUUUCAUUUAUUGUUAAAAUACAACUCCAUUCUGGUAUAAAAGUGUUGCAUAUCUAAAACCACAUCCGAAAUCAUUUCAUUAUCUCAAUCCAAAUGAAAAACCAAUUCAGUUUCAUUCACCUAUGUAUCUAUCUCUCUUUUAGUAAAGGCUACACAAACAAAAAGCUCUGUAUAUCUAUCUCUUAAGCAUGUUAAUAGGGAAAACUACUUUGAAAUGUAUUUUGAUUCAGUUAUUGUAAAUCACUUUGACAUGGACCCAAUGCUUUCCUUGUUAUCUCUAAAGGUUUAUUCUACAAAUCAAUUAAUGAAAUGAUAAAUUCUUGAAGAUAUAUUUGUACAAUGGAUGUACCUUCAAUUUUUGGUGAAUAAUGCAACUAUGUCCAAGCAUAUGUGGGCUAUCAGUUACUCUUAAACAAUAAUUUGGAAUUGAAAUAGAUUCAGAAUAUGAAAUAUGUGGAAGAAAAUGAAAUGUAACUUAUGAAAGUUACAUAAUUUCACUUUUUGCCAAAAACUAUAUCGUCAGUCUUGUUGUCUUCUAUGAGUGUUUUGGCUAUACCAAGCUUCCUCGACAUGUCCACUUUCUCGUGUCUUCCCACAAAUACGUUUUUAUUUCCUUAGCGGUUAUAGUCUUUUAAGUUUCCUCUGAUUAAUUUGUGGUGGAGAAGACAAUCAGAAGUUGGCUGCAUACCAUGUUGUCUCGGAGAGGCUUGAGUUUGCGGAUCUUUUCUCCAAGGCAAGUCAGUCUCGACUACCAACUCGUCUCACCAACUACUCAAUCCUGGUAACCAACUAUUCUGAAUCUGGUUUUGAUGUGGACGACGUUCUCAUCACCGAAGCUGCCGUCUUCGUCGAUACCUUCAUUGCCAUUGACUUCAUUGCAUCUCCCCUUGAUUUUGAAAUGUAUGGUCAUGUUGAAUCUAAGCCUAGCGGCAGCGACUCUACACUUAAAUCAGAAUGGUCGUUUUUUUCCUUUAUGCUCAUUACAGUUGUGGCUCGCAUCAUCUCUGAGAUCUUUAUUCUUUCGGGCUAAGGUUUUAAAAUUGGCUAAUAACUUUUCAAUUACGGUCAGGCCGUUUUCAUCUUUUAACCAUACAUUAUCACCAUUGAUAUUUCAAGUUUUAUUAUAAAAAUUGCCUUUGAUUACGCUCAUAUUUUGAAGAACUAUUGAAGAGUAGUACUAAGAGUGAAGCAGUGAUUUCACUUCCUUAAAGCUUCAAGUUUAGAAACAAUGUCAUUCAAAGGAGGAAAAGGAGAUAACAUAUGAACCUACCCUAGCCGCUCUGUUUGGUCAUUGAUUUGUAUGCUCUCUUUUUUAAACUAUUUGAAACGUCAUAAAUGGUGGAAGACUCUGUAAUCUACAUUAUCUACUAAUAGUUUAACCACAAUAAUAAUUAAUGUUCACCAAUAGGCUCGGGAUUGGAUUCUAGAUAAUAUAGUUUGUACAAGUUUUCUUAGAACUUGUUUCUACAAGAUUUUGAAAGUUACUUUAUACUGUAAAUUUAUGAUCUUUUUACCAUGCAAAUUUGAAAGUUGGUACAACGUAUUUGUGAUUUUAUAAAACCAUGUAAAUGUUAAACAAAGAUUGAUGCGCGGGUUUGCUUUAUAUAAUCAAAUUGUAGUGUAUUAUUGUUAGCCAAUAUUGUCUUGAUAAAUGCUGUUUUUCUUAUCAAACUAAAUUUAAGCAUAUAGUGUGAGUUAGUGACUGCUUUGAAUGGAAACUGUCUAAUUGUUGAUGUUACAAUAUUCAGAUUUUGCAAUAAAAAUAGUGUGUGAAUGUGUGGUUCACCAUUUUAUCAUCCUUUGUUGUUCAAUUGACUUCAUCUCCUUCUUACUUAACAACCCACAUAAAUCCAUCAUGCAAUACAUUGCAUAACUUAAUAUGAUCUUUUUCUUAUAUUCAUCUUCGUUGUAUUCUAAUCAAGGUAUUUGCUUGAAAUGCAUUUUAUCCAUUAAUUGUACUUUUAAUAAGAUGACGGAUGGUUUCAAAUGAUGGUCCGUCUUAAUUCAUAUCUACAGUGACUAAUCCAAAAUAGAUGUAAUUCAAAGGAUACUGCUUUGAAACGUAGACGGCGGUUAGUAGAUGUCCUCGUGUUUUGGGUAGUUUAGUUUCCUUGCGCUAUUCCUUGGUAUAUCAGAUUUCUCUACCAAAAGCAUAAAGUGACCACUUAAAAUAAUUCUCCACCAAAAGAGUAAACUGCCCACUGAAGACAAUUCUCAUUCAUCUCUUUUGAUCAUAAACUCAUAACUCUUGUACUUCUUUAACUGCAAAGAGAUUUAACAAAUUAUAGUAUUUAAAAAUACUAAUGCGAGAUGACGAUACAUUAGGGAACAUAAGGAAGAACGUAAAGAGCUACUAUUACCGAGAAAGUAACAAACAUGAAAAAGAUCAUAGACCAUCUUAAUAAGAUUAAGUGGCAAUGAAUGGGCCUUGUAGUCAAGUGGUAGUGGAAAGACUUGGGACACUACCACGUGGUGACAAGACUAUUAGUGUAGUAAAACGUGCUACCUUAGCCAUGACGAAAUAAUAGUUUUGAGUUAUUAUUUGAAAUUGUUAUGAUAUACAGUAUAAUCAAAUUUUCCAGUCUGAGUUAUUAUUUGAAAUUGUCAUGAUAUACGAAGUCCUAUAAUUGAAUUGUAAGGCAAACUUUACUGUACUGAAAUCAUAGUCUUGUCUGAAUGUCCCAUGGUUGAAUUGUAAUGCAAUCUUUUCCUUUAAAAUGCAUCAAUUAUUUAUUUCCGAAUACAUACCAAUGCAAAACCAACGUAUUAACUAACUUCUACUUGCAAGUUACAACUUACAACCCACACCUAUUCUAUCGUUUAUUGGUGACACAUGCUUUUCUUUCACUUUCUUCUACUUCACGAAGCUUUCAUUUAUCUCCAUUCUGGUAUAAAAGUGCAUGUAGCAAUGUAGCAUUUUCUUAAACCACAUCCUAAAUCAUUUCAUUUAUCUAAAUCCAAAUAAAUUUCAUUUAUCUCUCUUUAAGCUGUGAGAGAAUGUGGGUGAUAGCUAUAUAGGAACAGGCAUAUUAGGCCUCGCGUUUGGAAACUACUCCCUUGUAGAGGAGCUCGGCUCAAGGUUUUCGCUUUGCUUCAGUCGUAUACGGGAGCAUCCACUCACAACUUAAUACUUGGCGAUGGUGCAAUUACAUAUGGAAUUCCCACCAUAAUUAACAUCACAAAAGGUCAUUAGAUGUUUGAACAAAAGGUCACUGAAUCAAGUUCAAAUAUAUAAUGACUCCUUGUGAUGUUAAUUAUGGUGGGAAUUCCAUAUGUGAUUGUACCAUCGCCAAGUAUUAAGCUGUGAGUGGAUAUAGGCUCCUGUAUACGCCCGAAGCAAAGCGAGAACCUUAAACCCAAUUUCUCUACAAGGGAGUAGUUUCCAAACCCGAGGCCCAAUAUGCGAGCUGUUGAAAUGACUCAAUCUCAAUCUCUGUUAGUUAUGUGGAGUCACUGCCUUUUAAAAUUUUUGGAUCUCUUGGUUUAAUUUACGGGCUUUGUUGUUCACACAGAUGCAACAACGUUUUGUACGUCCGAGGUGUGCUGGAAGAUGAAGAACUAGGAGAUGCUGAACAAGACUAGCCUGUGCCUGUGGACUUAGGAAUCCCCUGUCUUGUUGUAUUCUAUGCGCAUCUUAAUGUCUCUGUUUGGAGUUAUAAAUAUUAGCUAUCAGUUGAAUCUCUGGUAGCAACCCGCAAUUUUCCAACUCCGCGACACCAAGAAACAAAAAAACUCACUCACUUCCUUCCCUUGAUGAUUUUUUGGUUAACACACGACCCACAAGGUUUGUUAAUGCAUUGGAUCUUGCUCCUUCUGAAGAAUGGUCAGCCGCUUCACAGCAACAAAUGACUGGAUCCGCCGCGAGUUUCUCCCAUCUACACUGUUUCAGAACUCUCUGUAUGGGAAAAACCUCACCCGGUCAUUUGUUUUUAUGAAUGCCGUUGACCAUUCGUCAAGCCUUUUUCAUUCUGUAAACGUUUCAAACAUUGAAAUUUCAAGUUUUAUUUUUAUAAUUUCCUUUGAUUACAUUAAUAUGUUUUGAAGAACUAUCAAAGAAUAGUACUAAACGUCAAGCAGUGGUUUAUAAAGCUUUUAAGUUUUUUUUUUGGCUAAAAUUAAAACUUGAUUUUAAUCCCAAACACAUACAUAAACUUCAAUCAAAUGCAAAAUAUAAAACUUUAAAUUGAGAAACAAUGUCACUCAAAGGGGGAAAAUGAGACAACAUAUGAACCUGCUCUAGCCGCUCUGUUUGGUCAUUGAUUUAUAUGCUCUCUUUUUGAAACUUCUCAUUUCGUUUUUCUCCACCAUGGUCUAUAAAACAUAAAUGGUGGAAGACUCCUUAAUGUAAUAGUUUGACCAAAAUAAUAAUUAAUGUUCACCAAGAGGCUCGGGAUACAAUUCUAGGUGAUAUAGUUUGUACACAAAUUUUUUUUUUUUUUUAAGAACUUGUUUGUAAGAUUUUGAAAGUUAAUUUACACUGUAAAUUUGUGAUUUUGUUUUACACCGUAAAUCUGAAAGUUGGGACAACGUAUUUGUGAUUUUAUAAAAUCAUGUAAAUAUUAAACAAAGAUUGAUGUUACAGUGUCAAACCUAAUGCUGAAAACCGACGAGUGAUAAAAAAAUAAUUCAUUCUUUUCAGUUUAGUCACUUGAGUUUAGCUACUUUUUCGCAGCUUGGAAACACUGAAGAAUACAUCGAUGGACAAUUGACAGGAAACCUCGGAGAGAUCUUGAUCAGAUGCAACAACGUUUUGUAUGUCCGAGGUGUGCCAGAAGAUGAAGAACUCGGAGACCGCUGAACAAGACUAGCCUGUGCCGGUGGACUUAGGAAUCCCCUGUCUUGUUGUAUUCUGAGCAUCUUGACCCAACUUGUGAGAUUUCAGCCUUUUUAGCUGUUGUCGAAUCUUUUGAUACCUUGGAACUAAAGAAAGCCACAAGCCGUUUAGUUCUUUGAGAAACCAAA